This is a messenger RNA of Dentiscutata erythropus, 1376 nucleotides long. The record is from the annotation of a GenBank genome assembly. Lineage: Eukaryota; Fungi; Glomeromycota; Glomeromycetes; Diversisporales; Gigasporaceae.
AAACGCUUUCUUUAACCAUUCUUUUGGAAAUGGAGCCUGGACAACCGAUUGCAUUGCUUCACCAUAAUGAGUUCUUGUUUGUUGAGGAAAAUACUAACCUUUUAGAAGAAGGCUCGAGAAACUUUUCUUCUUUCAAGGUUUUUAAUUUAAAGGAACCUAUCGACAGCAUUACCUUGUCAGCGUUAAUAGUUCCACAAACGUUUAAACAAUUUUACUCAUUUGAAGUCUCAGAAUAUAAUGGCUCCUCGGCAAAGGCGUGUGAAAAUUCACUUUUUAAACAAGACACAUUUAGAUGUGGUCAACUUGUUGCACAAUGCCAUAACAAAUCUACAUUAUAUGUCGGAAAACGGUCUUAUGGAUUGGAUGAUGAUGUAUCAACAGUAGUUGAAGAUACGGGUUUUUUAGAUCUCGGUGAUGUUGAAUGGCUUACUCGAAAAUUACACGAAAUGGCAUUGCUAUUUCAAUCAAAAAAUGACAUACCUUCUGAUGUGUUGGAAGGUCUUUUUCAUUCUAUUUUUCCAAGACGCGUUACAUCUUUGAGCGUUAUUGAAGGAGUUGGUAUUUUGAUAUCCGCUAUGGAUCAAAGACUCAGAUUCAAUAUCAUAAGAACCGUUUUUCAAAAAUUAGCCGAAUUAAUUAAUGAUAACAAUUUAAGGGCUAUAGUGAUGGAAAAUCGAUUUGUAAGUCAGUCUGAUUUAACUGAGAUCUAUAGAAAGAAAGGUUUUAGGGAUAUUUGUAAAUCACUCAAUACUUUAAAGAAUUCAGAUGAACAAUUUAAAAGAAUAAUUUCAGCAGAGAAAUCUUAUUUUACAACUUAUAUUGAUCAUAUUUAUUUAAUUAUUGAGAAUAUAUUGACUAUCCUCGCCAGAGAACAGUAUGACCUACUAUCUGCUCGCCUAGAGAUUCUAGUAAAAGCAAUUGAAGAUUUGAUGAAACUCACAGAAAUAAUAUCGGUUAAAUGCAAUGAUCAUCUUAAAGAAAUUGAAACCGAAGAAAAAAAUGCAAAAGUUAGGGCAUUGGUACAUUUAGGGGUUGCUGCUUUUGAAGUUUAUUAUGGUGUCUCAAAAUACAAAUCUCAUGGUACAGUACAGAGGGUUUGCGAAGCAGCUUUGUUUGUUACAAAUGGUUUCGCCUUCGGGUUCGCGCUGGCCGCUAGACAAGACUUAAGCAGAACUAUAGAACAACAAAAUAAUGCACUCAAACGGUUACAUGAAUUUCACCUGACGCUUACCAAAAUGACUCAGAAGGGAAGAGUAGUCCUAGAUCUAAGUGGAGAAGAAAUGUUGGAUCAACGAAAUACAAUUAUUGAAGAAUUUACCGAAUUUCGGAUUCAAUGUGAAAGUUUCAAGGAUGUGUUGGAUGAUAUUGAAGAAUGA